GGCAGGGGCUGCCAGAGCGAGGCGGAAGAGAAAGAGAGUCGCCUCGAAAAUGCCUGCCGAGCCGGACGCCGAACUAUCGUUUUCGCACGCCUGCACUUCCUGAAAGGCGAUGGAGUCAGAGGAGGAGCCGUUGGUGUCGGACAGCGACCCGGCCGAGAGCGAAGCCGAGGCGGCCGCGCCCCCGGCCCUGGCCGCGGCCCGCAACCACCUGGUCGUUUGCGGCGCAGCAAUGGCCGCCUCCGGCACCGCCCUGGUCGUGGCCCUGCCGAUGGCCGCCGCCCCCGCGUCCGCCCACCUGCCGUGCCCUUUCCUCCUGGCCACGGCGGCAACGGCCGCCUGCCUCUGCGGCCUGGCGCUCGGCCUGCCACGCAAGGGCCACCGGCGGGGCUCGUUGGGCUCGGUGGCGCGGGCCGGGGCCUUCCAGGGGGCCGCGGCCGCCGCCGUCGCACUGGCCGUCCAGCCCGGCCGCCUCCUCUGCCACCUGCAGGUGCCGCUCAUGGGCGUCGGCCUCGCUUUUGCGCUCGCGUUUUGCUUCCUCGUCUGUAGAAAAGUCGUCAGCUUACGGCGUUUGCUGAGCGGGCUGCUUGUGAUUCUGGGCGUAUUCGUCAGCGUAGAUCUGCAACUUUGCAACGAGUUCCGCUGCCUGGGUAACCAAGUGACGCCCCCCAAGAAAUCCGCCUGGCUGAGCAACGGCGGCCACCUCUUCUGGGCAGCAGUCUACGUGCUUGCGAUUGGACUGUGGGCCUUCUCGUGCGCCCUCCUUGAAAACUUCUUCCUUCUCACCAAGGCCAAACCAUCGUCGCUGCUGGUGAGCACCGUCGAGACCUGGACUGCUGCCCCCGACCUCCUUCCUCGCGGCGCCCCGGAGGAGGCCCCUUGGAGGGCGUCCAUCGACGUGGCCGCCGCCCUGGCCACAGCCCAACUGGCCGCCCUUGUCCUCUUUGCCAUAGUGUCUGCGCUCGCCGCCGUUUUGCUCAAGGACAUGUCCACGUGGUAUUGGCUGCUGAGUCUUUGCUGGUGCCUGUGGCAGGAGGCGACCUGCAACUGGUCAGGGUGGAUCCUGAGCGCCAGCUACGCUCCCUUCCUCUACACCACGUGCCACUUCCUGCGCACCUCCGAGUCGGCGCUGUUCACCACGGCGACGGCCGCCCUCGCGCUGCCCCUUUCAGGAAUCUGGUGGUCGCUCUUCAGGGCGGACGAGCAGGGCCAUUUGGAGGCGAGUCCCUCGCUGUCGGGCGACCUGAUCAGCGCCCUGCUCGGCCUUCCGGUCGUCUGCGCGGGCCUCGUGCUGUUCGUACGUUUGCACAUGGCCGAACUGCGAAAGCGCGUCCUUUGACGGACUGCUUCGUUUUGACUCAUGUUUAGCGAGAAAACCCAUUCCAUAUCAGAAAUAAGUAACAAACGGAUAAUUGAAUGUGCCAAAACUCACCCCCAUAUCCUCCAAGAUGAAAUAAUAAAUGUGCAUUGCAUGUCUCCGUCCCCCUGAGUUAUUUGUUUAAGAUUUGAAGUACAAAAUUGGCGACGGAGAAGCGCGUAUUGCAAAUUGAACCUUGUUAGGCAGAAAUGAACUUAUGAUUUCCUGGUAUUUUUGCGUGCGUGCCUUGACCCUUCAAUAACAUUUUCAGACUUUGAGAUUUUUAAACACACUCAUUAGAAGAGUAUUUGUAGAAUUGAUUCAAGGGAAACAUCAUCAGGGCUCACCUUGUACUUGUGUCCGUACAUUUCAACUUCUAGUUAGCAACCCAGCUAGCAAGUAAUUUUUUUUUCAACCAGCUCUCGUCUAUGCGGGCGAGCGUGUUUCGAGAUUUUACCACACUCGAAGAAAGAUAUUUUGUACCUAAAGCUCUGAUCGAUGCUACUCGCAUAUAAAAUUCAAUCCGUGCUUCCAAUUACGUUUUCUGACUCUAUCGAAUUUUAAUUUGCUAAUAAUAUGCUUCAUGCAGUAGGGGGUGAUUUCCCUUUUGAAAAAUCCACGAAUCUUUUCUUUUUACAAAAUCAGUGAAACUCUCUCACAAAAAACAGGUAAAAUUGAAUUGUGAUAUAUCUCCAUCUCAAUUUUGCAUCUCGCUUUUUAGAGGAAACGAUUGUAUACUCUUUCGUUUGCCAACAAGUUGCUGUCAAAACCUGUAACCUUUUAAUUACGAUUGAUCGUUUAGUGGUAGAAGUGUUUGAUGUGACAUGUGUAUUGCUGACACAAAAUUGUACGAGACUUUUAGGCGUAAGCAGUUUCGAAAUAGAUAUAUAUGCAUGCUGACAAAAGGUUUUACGAGAAACGAGCAAUCUAGAUGCAUAAUUUAUAAGAUUAAGUGAUUCGCACUUGAAAUCCUGCCAUGUGAACAUAUUGAUUGCAGUUGUGGUUUCCCACCUCAAGUGCCAGUUUGUUGAAUAUAUGAUACUCUCGUUUCUCUGUUACUCAAUUGUGCAGCUCUGCGACGAAUUAGGAACUGUAAAUCUAAGUUAAAAAUAAUUUUCGAGCUCUAAAAGAGGCUGUUGAUGUAGGUAGGAUUGACCAGGGUUUAAGUAGCUUUUGCAGUUUUUUUUUAUUAUUCUCAAGACUCUCCUUCUAGCGACGAAAUACAAUUUUGAAAUUUUGUUUUGUUUGCAGAAAACCGUGUUGUUAAAAUUGGUGUAUGAAGUGUUGAGUAGGGGCGAUAUUGCUGAUAAAUUGAACAUGAAAUGUGCCUUCACGCAACACUGACAGUAAAAGCAGGUGCGGUGAAAAACCAGCACUAUUUUUCCAUUCGCCAAAGACAUUUAAACGAGCACAUGCAGAAUUAAUUACAAGACAUUUUCCACGAACACACUGUACUUCUGCUAUUGUGAUAAAAUUCUUUAGGCGAAAUUUUCACGAAUUGCACUCUUAAUUUAAAUUUCGAUCGAAAUCACGAUUUUUUUCCCGUUUACAUUAUAGUGCUAUCCUGUUAUUGUUAUUAUAGCUCGAGCAAUGUGGGUGAUGUUGUCAAAGAAGUAAAUUAACGAAAUGAUUGUAGCCUGUUGUGUAAGAUGCAAGCAUAUUACAUGUUUGUGUGCACUCUCGAAGAAACAAAUUGUCUAACAGAAUGAUAAUAAAUGUUUACAUAAUGCUGCGUACUCAAACUAGAGAUAAUUUUCGUGCACCCUGCGAUGUAUAACCGUCGUGUAUUGGAAAUCGCUGUUGAAAUGUUGCGAAAGACAAAUGUUUUUUUUGUGAAAGCAAAAGUGUUAACGUCCCGAUUGAAAGGAAAUAAAAAAACACGAAAAAGCCUCUUGUAACAGGCAAA
Molecule: messenger RNA, 3260 nt
Organism: Cloeon dipterum
Lineage: Eukaryota; Metazoa; Arthropoda; Insecta; Ephemeroptera; Baetidae
Exons: 5
Coding region: 110-1336 (408 amino acids)
Source: RefSeq, a predicted model, not a curated record